AUGUCUCCUGCCACAGCCGCACAGGCCCAGAGCACCGCUAACAAUAUUGCCACAGACAACACGUCCAUAGAAAGGCUCCUUGUACCUGAACCGGUCGCAAAAGAUACCCCCAAAGAGACAGGCCUAGCCACGGCGCGAGAUCAGACUAUCCCGGCAGAUAGAGAAGCCCCAAAGAGGAAGACAAGGGCUGUGAAAGGCAAAGGUGAGAUACCUCCCCCAUCAUGUCUCAGCACAUUAAGGUACAGUCACUUACAAGCCACUCCUUUUAUUAGGCCGUGCAUUGCCAUUAGUUGCAGCAAAGCUGAGAAACGCCAUCCAGUUAAGGUAGACCUAAGAAGCACCGUCGGCGAAGAAGCCUUCCUAGGUUUAGGAGGUAACAAAGAAGAAUCGAGCAACUUGGAUUACAAGCUUCAGCCAAUGUCUCAAGCCAUCAUCAAAAGAAACCAUAACAAGAUCCUUUGCAAGAACAUCAAGAUGGCGACACUACGUGGAGACACCAACUCCGUUGAGAUGCUCAAAGGUCUGCUCCACACUAAAAUUGCAGAAGAAGACCAACCGACCAGAGGCACCAGAUGCUUGCCAAAGUUCAAACGGAACCCCAUGAAAGUGAACCCGAGCAUAUAUGCCGGUCUUGUCUGGAAGGCUACCCCUGACCAUCUUUGA
Puccinia graminis f. sp. tritici CRL 75-36-700-3 is the source of this 663-nucleotide messenger RNA. RefSeq lists its product as uncharacterized. The record is from RefSeq and is a predicted model, not a curated record. The transcript has a single exon. Lineage: Eukaryota; Fungi; Basidiomycota; Pucciniomycetes; Pucciniales; Pucciniaceae. Bases 1 to 663 code for a protein of 220 amino acids.